ACGGCAAAAGGUCAAAUUAAUUGGGCGGUGAAAUAGUCUAGAUAUGAAAAAAGUAAUUUUUCUGUCAGCCUCAACGCAGGCAUACUCGACCAUUCUCUAAAAAAAGAAAUCCGAGUUCUCCAGAUAUGAGAUAAGAAUUUAUUACUCAGAAAAAUAGCAAAGCGUCGUGUGCGUAUUAGAUUCAGAAAGUUGCAAAAGGUCUAAGCAAUAGACAAACAGAAGAUCAUACCAAGUUUAGUGGAAGAAAAGGCUUCGGUUCAUACUAACGCGUUUUAUUUUUUCACUCAGCAAAGGGAAUCUCUACAAUGAAAUGACAAAGACCUGGAGAGGCCAGUCGUAUAAUACAGCUGCAGGUACCUCUAGUCCGAUGGCUGGAAGAUAUAGGAAAAUCUCUUUCGCUGGGAGACUGCUGGAGUUAGCUGAAGGAGUACGUACGCCCAGGCCCUCUCGUCCGCCUUCGGAGGAGACUAUGCCUCUAAACAAACCUUCAACCGGAACUGGCGAUUUCUUAUCACCAGGCGACGCUGCCACUGGUGGAGGCUCUCGACCCAGAUCUCGACCCAGUUCUCGACCCAGUUCUCGACCGGCCUCGCUGUUGUUGAGGGAUGCCUUGAUUACAAUGUUUGGUGGAACGGAAGAGGAUGAGACGAACACUCAGGGGUCAGGAUCUCUAUCUAAAAGAGGUUCCAAGCGUGUUUCAUUCCUCGACGAGGAAGCUGGUCAACCACUGGUACAGCAAGAGUCCGGUUCACCUGAACAAACUCAAGAAAAGAAGGACGAAUCAGUGGAAGAGAGAAAAUCAAACGAAGAACCUGCCGCUCAUGUGAAACCUUCAAGGCCGUUACAGAUCCCAGCGAUUCUCGUCAGGCAACCGAGUGAAGAUUUCGAUCAUGGAGGCGAGUCCCCUGCUAGAGCUUCAGGGGACGAAGAACUUAACCCCCGUGAAAAAGAGGACACGAUCUCUGUAGAGGAUUCGCCGAGUCGGGAGGCUGCGCUACCAGAUCAAGAUGCAGAUGACGAAAAGGAAGAUGAUGAUGAUGAUGAUGAUGAUGAAGAAGAUAGGUCAUCCUUGAACGACUUUGGUGCGAGGUACCCAGACUCUUCAUUAGAAGAUAUCCCUGAUAGAAGCCUAAUAUUCCCCGAUCUCGAGGACUUCCUUCUCAACUUAGAUAAAGAUUCUCCCCUUGAAGAACCGCUGUACAGUUGUGCUAGUCACGUGAGAGAUAUUUUGAGGAAAAGUUACGGUGACGAAGGUCCAAGCGGCUUGGGUCCGGAAGCUGUGCUGACUGUGCCAGAAGAAUUCCUGGGGAUGAUACGUAGCUCUCCCCAGUCUCCAGGCGGAGCUGCCGAGGGAACAGAUCAAGUUGAUGACGUGGAUUAGAUGUCAAUUUCAAGGUCACAACAGUUGAUUUGGAAACUUUUCUCCGGUGCGGGAAAAUGAUAUGGAAAUCUCGAGACACCAUGGAGACAGAUUUUACGAUCAUUUAAGUACUUGAGAUGGAAAUUUGAUUGCUCCAGUUGUAACUUGACAAAAGACAUCCUCCCGCCAUAUUUUACAGAACUGAAGGUGACCACUUUUGCCGGGAGCCAACUACUGAACUCAGUAUUUUAAGGGGGUACUGACCAUUGCAGGAUCACUGCGCAAACUUUUGAUACUCUUAUUCUUGUUUGCUUGUUUGCUUUUUUAUCGAAAGUAAGUUGAUUCAAAAUUGUUAACUAAGUCGCUCUAGUUUUGACUGAACCAUGUGAAAAGUUCUUAGAUUUGUAAUCUCAUAGAAAUAAAUACGGAUAUAUAUGACUUUCA
Orbicella faveolata is the source of this 1804-nucleotide messenger RNA. RefSeq lists its product as uncharacterized. Lineage: Eukaryota; Metazoa; Cnidaria; Anthozoa; Scleractinia; Merulinidae. The record is from RefSeq and is a predicted model, not a curated record.